AUGCGAUGUUUCUUCAUUGCUUUAGAAAUAGAAAUAGAAAUAGAAAUAGAAAUACAAAAAGCUGCUGCCCUCGAGAUCAUCCAGUCAAACUACGAAGAUUAUUAUAAGAUCUACACUGAUGGAUCAUUAGACCCUGCAGAAUCCAAAUCUGGAGCCGGUUACUUUGCGGAACGUUCCAACGAGUCCUUCUUUGUUCCGGCGAAUUCAUGUUCCAGCACUGACACAGAGCUCCUUGCCAUCAACGCAGCGGUUGCCCACUGCAUGGUUAUUGAAAGCCAAAAGAUUUGCAUACUCAGCGACUCUAAAAGUGCAUUGCAACUACUCAAGCAAUAUAAACCCUCAAGCUACUACCACAGAAUUCAAGAAAUCUUUCAUCUCCUGAAUUUGUCCACAGACAAGGAGAUUUGUUUCCAAUGGAUACCAGGUCAUUGCGGACUGCAAGGAAAUGAGAAAGCUGAUAGGAUUGCGAAGGCAGCCACCAACAUGCACCCUAUACCAUCUAAGGAACUAACACUUACCAGCUGCAUAGCCGCAUCUCAAAGACUCUUAACGCAAAAAUGGGUAGAGAAGUGGAAAGAUGAACCAACUGGUCGCCAUCUGUAUGACCUGCUCAAGGAACCCAACAAUACAGACAUUUACAAAAACUUGCCAAGAUCUGUGUCAACAUUUGCCUCAAGAGCUAGAACAGGGCAUAUUGUAACCCAAUCAUAUCUCUUUCGCUUCCAACUCGCUGAGUCACCCCUGUGUCUGGUAUGUCAAACGGAAGAAGAAACGUUGCAACACAUCCUCCUUCAUUGCACUCGCAAGUUGGAUAUCAGAGAUGAGCUGAGGAAGAGACUCCAACCUGACUGUACUCUUGGACGAAUCCUAACUGAUCCCACCUACUGGAGACUGGCCAACCUUGUAUAUGAGAGACACCGUGCGGUCGGCAUUACCUGA
Messenger RNA from Macrosteles quadrilineatus (aster leafhopper), 939 nucleotides. RefSeq lists its product as uncharacterized. The coding region runs from base 1 to 939 and encodes 312 amino acids. The transcript has a single exon. Lineage: Eukaryota; Metazoa; Arthropoda; Insecta; Hemiptera; Cicadellidae. Gene Ontology annotation, molecular function: nucleic acid binding; RNA-DNA hybrid ribonuclease activity. The record is from RefSeq and is a predicted model, not a curated record.